Messenger RNA from Propithecus coquereli (Coquerel's sifaka), 1974 nucleotides. It is a transcript of the gene KERA, whose product is annotated as keratocan. The record is from RefSeq and is a predicted model, not a curated record. Gene Ontology annotation, molecular function: protein binding. NCBI's taxonomy places the organism in Eukaryota, Metazoa, Chordata, Mammalia, Primates, Indriidae. The coding region runs from base 37 to 1098 and encodes 353 amino acids. The transcript is spliced from 2 exons.
UCUAACAGUUAUAUCCCUUAUGCUGUAGGUGCUAUAAUGGCAGCCACAAUCUCCUUCAUCAUCUGGGUGUUAUUCAUAACAGAUACUGUGUGGACUCGAAGCGUGAGACAGGUCUCUGAGGUACAUGAUCCAGAGGAUUGGACUGUUCAUCAUGACUUCGAUUGUCCCAGGGAGUGUUUCUGUCCCCCCAGUUUCCCUACUGCUUUAUACUGUGAAAAUCGAGGUCUCAAAGAAAUUCCUGCUAUUCCUUCAAGGAUCUGGUAUCUUUAUCUUGAAAACAACCUGAUAGAAACCAUUCCUGAGAAGCCAUUCGAGAAUGCCACCCAGCUGAGAUGGAUAAAUCUAAACAAAAAUAAAAUAACCAACUAUGGAAUUGAAAAGGGAGCCCUAAGCCAGCUAAAGAAGCUGCUUUUCUUAUUUCUGGAAGAUAACGAGCUAGAGGAAGUACCGUCUCCAUUGCCAAGAAGCUUAGAACAAUUACAGUUAGCUAGAAAUAAGGUGUCCAGAAUUCCUCAAGGGACCUUCAGCAAUCUGGAGAACCUGACCCUUCUUGAUCUACAGCACAAUAAACUAGUAGACAAUGCCUUUCAAAGAGACACCUUUAAGGGCCUCAAGAACCUCAUGCAGCUAAACAUGGCCAAGAAUGCCCUGAGGAAUAUGCCUCCAAGAUUACCAGCCAAUACAAUGCAACUGUUUUUAGACAACAAUUCCAUUGAAGGAAUACCAGAAAAUUAUUUUAAUGUGAUUCCCAAAGUGGCCUUUCUGAGACUAAACCACAAUAAAUUAUCUGAUGCAGGUCUCCCAUCAAGUGGCUUUGAUGUAUCGUCAAUUCUAGAUCUUCAACUGUCUUACAAUCAACUCACAAAGGUUCCCCGAAUCAGUGCUCAUCUGCAGCACCUUCACCUUGAUCAUAACAAAAUUCAAAGUGUUAACGUCUCUGUAAUAUGUCCCACCUCUUCCGCACUGCCUGCAGAACAUGAUUCCUUCGGCUAUGGACCUCACCUUCGCUACCUCCGUCUGGAUGGGAAUGACAUCAAACCACCAAUCCCAAUGGAUUUAAUGACCUGCUUCAGGCUCCUUCAGGCUGUCAUUAUUUAAACACAUUCUCAACAAAUCUAAAAUUGGUCUAAUAAGCUGUUGUUUCUGACAUGAAAUUCGGUUACAAUUCAUAAGCUUAGGACAAAAGUCCAUUUCCAAUUGCCCUUGGCCACCAUUUUCAUUUGUGCAGCUUAUUUUUUUCAAUUCAAAGAUGCUUUCACCAAAAACAGUACAGCCUGUAUUAAUUUUUCGUUUAAUUAAUAUUAUAAAACAGACACAGAGUUAAGAUAGUUUAACUCAAAGAUAGUUCUUUUUUGUCUUUUACACAGCUUAUUAAUACCAAAUAAUGCAAUUAUACUGUUAUGCAAUAAAAAAGACAUGUUUGUUUAUUAUGUUAAAAAUUACUUAUGCAGAUACUAUAUUUACAGAAUAAAUAUAGUAAUCAAACAGGAGGUAGGAAGAGCUAAAGAAAAUUUUAAAAUGAGAUAUUUCUUUAUCAUAAUCAUAAUGAAAUAAAUGCAGAUUUCCCAGUAGCUUUUGGAGGUACAAGUUUGGUACUUAGGUUGAGAAUGGGUCUGAAAUGAAUUAAAUACUUCAUAAUAAGAGAAUUCUCGUCACUUAAUAUCAAAUAAUGAAGAAGAAAUAGUCAUUUCUAGUUCACCACCAUUUCUUGUAGCUGUUCUUUUUAGAUAUAGUCCACUGCAUUCUAGCAAUUAUACAAGUCCUAAAAUUUACAUUUAUUAUAAUACAUUUCUCACAGAAUCUUAGUGUUUAACACUUGAAAUCCAUUUGAAUUGCAAAUUGUUCAGCUCUUAUAUUUGAUUCUUUUUUGAAUUUUUUAAAAUAAAAAUAGUGAGUGCUUUCUAACAAAACAGAAGUAAAAUAUUUAUUUCAAAGACAUUGUUCACAAGUUUCAUUGAAAAACAUAUUUUAAUA